AUGCUGCAACACCCUCCCUCAUCUCGACCCAGCCGUUUUGUUUCUGAUCAUUCACCCUCUGUGAAUUGUUCCAAUAACAACAUCAAUACAGAUCUCGCUUCCCAACAACAUUCACAAAUGAAAUUGAUCAAGAAAAGGCUUUCAUCGUCCAACCUAGCUCUUCCUACAAUGACAAAUUUACUUACCGAUAACCUAACGGACAAUAUGAUUCAGUCUCCGAUAAAUACGGACACAGUAAUCACAGCGAUUUCAUCAUCAUCUCCUCUCCCUCCAUCAACAAAAGACAAGUUAAAGGUGGUGAAACCCACUGCCAAAAUUAUGCAAUCAAGAAUUUAUUUUCAUCAGAACGCUGAAUUAUUAUUCUUGAAUUUCGAAGAUUUUUAUCUCGAAACAAAAGAAGAUGUGGACCUUGUGAUUAAAUUCAUUGAAUUAACCUUCCUAAACUACAUCACCGAUGAGGAGUUACAACGAGGAAAUUCAUCACCAACAAUGUCCAUACCCCGAAGAAAUAGUUUCGGCAAGUCUUCAAACCCAAAGAAAAACGUUGACGUUUAUGUAAAUUAUGAUAGAUUUUAUUGCCAUGAAUCUCUGUUGAAAUAUUACACCGAGAAAAUAUCGUACUUGGAAAUGAAUUACUAUAGAUCUGUGAAACGGUUCACCACAGAGUCCAUUGAAGACAAGCAUUUGAUGAAGCUAGAAAGAACAUUACGUGAACUAAAGGAAGAAGAAGGAGUUGUUCGAGAUGCAGUUAUAAAGAAUUUUGAAAUUCUUGGUGACCGAUACAUUAUUUCCGAGAAUUUGAUUGCCCGAGGUACUUUCGGUAGAGUUUUUUUGGGAAGUAACAAGGACACGGGAGAGUUCGUUGCAAUUAAAGAGCUCAAGCGAAAGAAUAUUGAUAAUGUGGAACGUCUUAAAGAAUUUAUCGAUCGUGAAAUGUCAAUUUGUAAAUUGUUGUCUGACUCUCUCAAGAACGGUGAUGAACAUAUUGGGAAGAAGUAUAUUUGUAAAUUCUAUGAUGUAAUUUAUACAGAGACAAAUUAUUAUAUUGUAAUGGAAUACAUGGCUAAUGGAUCAUUAGAGAAUCCGUUAGAAGAGCGAGAAAUGUUUCCUUCAACCGUUGUAAAGAAAUUUUUUAAACAGAUAGCACAUGCCAUCCAUUAUAUUCACAACACAUUAGGAAUCUGUCAUAGGGAUAUUCAAUUGGCAAACCUGUGCUUGGGUCAAGACCAGGAUAUCAGAUUGAUUGAUUUUGGAUUAAGCGAUUUCUUCAUGCCCAAUAUAAAGAAACAUUCUUCAUUUUGUGGAAAUAAGGAUUAUGCCUCCCCUGAGAUGAUUUUGUCAGAUAGAUACGUGGGAAAUGAGGUCGACUGUUAUGCUCUUGGAGUGUUGUUGUACAAAAUGCUUGUCGGAUAUUAUCCAUUCCGUAACACCAUUGACAAGAUUUUAGGCCAAUUUUACAUUCCGUUAGAUGAGCUUGAGAGAGAGGGAGUGUUGAAUUCUCAAAGCAUUUCUCUCAUUAAGGGUUUGUUGGAGAAGGACGUGACAAAACGGUUCACAGCAAGUGAUAUUCUAAAUCAUGAAUGGUUACAAGAUUCCAGAGUGUAA
Naegleria lovaniensis is the source of this 1605-nucleotide messenger RNA. RefSeq lists its product as uncharacterized. Gene Ontology annotation, molecular function: ATP binding; protein serine/threonine kinase activity. Lineage: Eukaryota; Heterolobosea; Eutetramitea; Acrasida; Naegleriidae. Bases 1 to 1605 code for a protein of 534 amino acids. Gene Ontology annotation, biological process: intracellular signal transduction; protein phosphorylation. Gene Ontology annotation, cellular component: cytoplasm. The transcript has 3 exons. The record is from RefSeq and is a predicted model, not a curated record.